Photinus pyralis (common eastern firefly) is the source of this 445-nucleotide messenger RNA. RefSeq names its product partner of xrn-2 protein 1-like. The record is from RefSeq and is a predicted model, not a curated record. NCBI's taxonomy places the organism in Eukaryota, Metazoa, Arthropoda, Insecta, Coleoptera, Lampyridae. Bases 74 to 403 code for a protein of 109 amino acids. The transcript is spliced from 3 exons.
UAGGUCAUUUGUCCAACGUACAUAGUAGUUCAAAAUUUUAACCUACAUUUUUCAAAACUAAAAUUCAUUGAAAAUGACAAAAAAAUUCGACCAAAAUUGGGACAUAGACGCUCAUUACGACUCAACAGAAUUAGAAGAGCACUGGCAGCUUCGGCGCGAAUUUAUGCGAGUGCACAAAGACAAAUUUCCCGAAGACUACGUUGUGGCGUUAGCAAAAACUUUUACCAACAUCGAGUUUCUGGGUUGCAUUUAUCCGGCACCUGUGAUGAUGCGCAUAGCGGAAUUGAUUAAGGAAGUCGACAUGGUUAAAAAGUAUCGGGAGCAAAAGAAGACUAAACUUCAAAGAACUUUUGUAACGGCCUCGAAUGCUGCCGAAAAUAAAUUCUCCGGUAAAAAGACUUAAGCAUGUAGAUUAUUAAAUAAAACAUUUAUAUCACUUAUCGUU